AUGCACAGGGAUGAAGGUUAUAAGAAAGGCUUAAUGUAUGUAUCAGAGAGUCGGGUUGGAAUAGUUGAUGCCCUGACUAUAUUGCUGGUGUUCUGUUACGGUGCUUUGGCUAUUGACUAUAUUAACGAGCACGUGAUUCUAUACGGCUACGAUCAAUCAAGUGGAGAUGGACCGGCUGGUCAAGGCUAUGGCUUCAUACCUCCUUCCCCUCACAACUGCGAACACCUGCCUAUCGAUACAACACCGAUGAACUGUCGCGAUUUCAUAACAAAAAUACCAAGAACUUCUAGCUUUUUAUAUUUUAUAGAUGUAAUGCACUACCUACUGUACUACGUAGACGACUAUUACUUUCUGAAGGUCGAACUGAAGCAGAUUCCUCUACCACCAGUGCUUCCAGAUCAAGAUUCCACACGACGUGAGUGUCAGACACAAACUAGACGAUUGCUCGGAUAUUGGCGUGACUACGGCGAGCUCUGCUGGAUAGUGUGGGCCGGAAGACAAAAUGUGCUUUGUGCAGAAUGCACUAGUGAAUACUGCUGCAGGGAAUUCAACCAAACCGACCCAACACACGUAUUGCCCCCAACGAAUAUUUGCAAGCCUGGUGGCCAUACUGUCCAAAAGUUUAUCGUAUUUUGUGCUGACCUGUAUGGAGAUCCCUAUGACGGGUACUUUGCCCUUAAAUACACAACACUGCCGUCAUGUUGUGAAUGCAAAGCUAACAUUUAUACAAAUGAUGAUGACUACAAGCUAGAUACAGAUGAUGACAACAAGCUAGAUAUAGAUGAUGAUGACUACAAGCUAGAUACAGAUCAUGAUGACUACAUGCUAGAUAUAGAUGAUGAAGACUACAAGCUAGAUACAAAUGAUGAUGACUACAAGCUAGAUAUAGAUGAUACAAAUGAUGACUACAAGCUAGUUACAGAUGGUGAUGACUACAAGCUAGAUAUAGAUGAUGAUGACUACAAGCUAGAUAUAGAUGAUGGUGACUACAAGCUAGAUAUAGAUGAUGACUAA
This is a messenger RNA of Ylistrum balloti, 1014 nucleotides long. RefSeq lists its product as uncharacterized. The transcript has 7 exons. NCBI's taxonomy places the organism in Eukaryota, Metazoa, Mollusca, Bivalvia, Pectinida, Pectinidae. The record is from RefSeq and is a predicted model, not a curated record. The coding region runs from base 1 to 1014 and encodes 337 amino acids.